GAACAGAAGCAGUUCGUGGCCCAUCCCAACACUCAGCAGGUAUUGUCGUCCAUCUGGUACGAGGGUUUACCGGGCUGGAGGGGCAGCAAUAUCCUCAUCAAAAUCCUGCGUUGCGUAGCCGUCCUGUUUAUGAUGCCUAUCGAUGCCUUGGCCUACUUGUUCUUUCCUAAGACGCGCUUGGGUCAGAUGAUGCGCUCUCCCUUUAUGAAGUUCAUGCACCACAGCUCCUCCUUCGUCAUUUUCCUGGCGUUGCUGGUGCUGCUGUCAGCUAAGGUGGCCGGGUCCAACGAGAGACGGGGCCGGCCGCCGGACGUCGUCGAGGCCCUCAUCUUCGUCUGGGUAAUAGGUAGGUGCAAAGACUCCGGCGAGUGACUGAUUCAUUCGAGCCAAGAAGACAGGUACACCCCGCGCAGACAGGCACAUGGUGACACGCGUAUUUCCGCUCUUAGACCAAGAGAGGGCGCAAUUUUCCUAGCAACGGAGGCUUCUUGAUGGGAACCGCACUCUGCUAGUUCACAAACGACUGUGACAUAAACGCCAUACGGCCUCGACGCUACCAACGAAAUGAACCCUUCCAACCAAUACGGGUCUUCCGUCUGUGUACAUUUCGUUCUUCGUUUGUUAAUUUGAAAACGAAAAAAUCCAAAAACAAGUCGUUUUUCAAUGUGAACAAGUUAAACACAAAUUGAAAAACAAGUUGUUUGCCAUUUGAAACGAAAAAACCCAGGUCGUUUCUUGCUUGACAUCUUCAAAACGAAUUACGACAAUUGUUUUGUGUUUCUUUUCAGUGUGGAAACGAGUAACAUUGUAAUCUAUUGAUGUACUUUUUUAAGAAUAAAAAAGCAAUACCAUA
Messenger RNA from Acanthaster planci (crown-of-thorns starfish), 853 nucleotides. Its product is annotated as transient-receptor-potential-like protein. Gene Ontology annotation, cellular component: plasma membrane; cation channel complex. Gene Ontology annotation, molecular function: protein binding; store-operated calcium channel activity; inositol 1,4,5 trisphosphate binding. Gene Ontology annotation, biological process: regulation of cytosolic calcium ion concentration; single fertilization; calcium ion transmembrane transport. Lineage: Eukaryota; Metazoa; Echinodermata; Asteroidea; Valvatida; Acanthasteridae. The record is from RefSeq and is a predicted model, not a curated record.